Messenger RNA from Osmia lignaria (orchard mason bee), 1372 nucleotides. RefSeq names its product autophagy protein 5 (gene Atg5). Gene Ontology annotation, biological process: protein lipidation involved in autophagosome assembly; piecemeal microautophagy of the nucleus; cellular response to nitrogen starvation. NCBI's taxonomy places the organism in Eukaryota, Metazoa, Arthropoda, Insecta, Hymenoptera, Megachilidae. Gene Ontology annotation, cellular component: mitochondria-associated endoplasmic reticulum membrane contact site; phagophore; autophagosome. Gene Ontology annotation, molecular function: Atg8-family ligase activity. The record is from RefSeq and is a predicted model, not a curated record.
GAUAUAGCCAAUAUUUGUAGCAGACGAAAAACAUAACCUCUUGGUAAAGGAUAACUUGUCAUUGAAGUUACGAAUGAAUUAAAUUACACGUUAUCUGUCAUUAUACGCAUAAUGGCGAAUGACAGGGAAGUAUUGAGAGAAAUUUGGGAUGGUAAAGUUCCUGUUUGUUUCACUCUUGAUCCCGAGGAAAUAUGUGAAUUGCAAGGACCUGAUCCGUAUUAUCUUAUGGUACCUAGGUUAAGUUAUUUUCCGCUCUGUUCAGAUAAGGUACGAAAACAUUUUAUACGACAUAUACAAAGUGACAGCAAACAAGAACACGAGAUGUGGUUAGAGUUUAAUGGUAUCCCCUUGAAAUGGCACUACCCGAUCGGUGUACUUUUGGACAUUUAUUUCAAUGAUAUACAAUUGCCUUGGAAUAUUGUCGUUCACUUCGAUAAAUUUCCAGAGAAUGUGCUGAUGCACUGUCAAAACAAAGAAAUUGUCGAAUCGUAUUUUCUUUCAUGUAUAAAAGAAGCAGAUGUAUUAAAACACAGAGGCCAAGUAGUGUCAAGUAUGCAAAAGAAAGAUCACAAUCAGUUGUGGUCUGGCUUACUGAAUGAUAAGUUUGAUCAGUUUUGGUCUGUGAAUAGAAAACUUAUGGAAGCUACCAACAGUGAAGAGGGUUUCAAAUACAUACCGUUUCGUUGUUAUACGAGCGAAGACAAGUAUGUACAAAAGCUUGUAAAACCUAUGAACGAGGAAGGCCAAAGGAAAACAUUGAGGCAUUUAUUGAAUGAAGUAUUCCCAGAUCAUGAAGAUGCUAAAGUGAUUACUCAUGGCAUUACACCACCUUUGGAAACCCCACUCCAAUGGAUGUCUGAACAUUUAAGCUAUCCUGACAAUUUUCUGCAUUUAAUUUUAACGUCAUAACCCAUAUUGAAACAGCAAGUUUGCUAAUUAUCAAUGAUUUCGCGAGUUCGUUGCUGUUUAUCUUGCCAGUUUUUCUGGCGCUCAAAUCAGAUCCAUCAGUAUGGAUCUUUUUAUGCUCUAUGUCUUUUAUUACAUAUUUAUUUUGUACCAAGUCGUGAAUAUCGCUCUUGUGAAAACAAUGGUUAUAACGCCAAACUAUUAUUGUUGCUUGUAUUUUCGUAACGCUCGAAAGAAUUACGAAUUUUAUCGUAAUCGCAGUGCAGGACUUGUACGUAAGUCGGAUCAACAUCGGACCACAUUUAUUUUAGACCGAAUGAAUUGUAAUUAACGAAAUAUAUUCGGUAACAUGAAACAGCGUACUGUAUAAAUAUAGUUAUAUAAAUUAUUCGUGUAUAUAAACGUACUAAUCAAACCUGUAAUCAGUAUCAUGAAAUUAUUGAUCUACGAGUACUAUAGUGCAAAA